Molecule: messenger RNA, 2139 nt
Organism: Aspergillus mulundensis
Lineage: Eukaryota; Fungi; Ascomycota; Eurotiomycetes; Eurotiales; Aspergillaceae
Exons: 6
Coding region: 1-2139 (712 amino acids)
Biological process (GO): DNA-templated transcription; regulation of transcription by RNA polymerase II
Cellular component (GO): chromatin
Molecular function (GO): DNA-binding transcription factor activity, RNA polymerase II-specific; RNA polymerase II cis-regulatory region sequence-specific DNA binding; zinc ion binding
Source: RefSeq, a predicted model, not a curated record
AUGACUCGGCAGCGGAAAAAGCUGGAUUUGCAGUGCGAUUUCUGCCCUAAGCGCUAUACCAAGCGGGAACAUCUCCAGCGCCAUGAACGAACCCAUACCGGAUCCAAGCCGUACUCUUGCCGCGUCUGCGGAAGAUGCUUUUCUCGCCAAGACGUGCUGAACCGGCAUAUCAGGGUCCACCAAGAAAGGCCAGAAGCGUCGACCAAUACCAAGCCUCAAAUUACACCGCAGAGUCUUGCAGCAUCAAGUGACUGGCCAACAAUGUUAGAGCAGGAUGUUUCUACUGCGCAGCUGCCGGACAGUCACUGUUUACCGUUGUAUGAGACGCAGCCGCGAAUUCAGGAUUCUCGUUCAAUGCCCGUCGAUCUAGCAUCCGGCCUACUAUGGCCCGACUCGGAGGAGUUACUGCAGAAUAUCAUGUCAAUUGAUCCGACCAUCUGGCAGCAGCCGCUCGCAUUGGCGCCCGCAACGUUUGGUAUGGUAGACACGCCAGGGGAUUUCAUGGGCAACGGAUAUCAACAAUCGCGAGGGAACAGUACGAUUGCUGAUGACGGGAGGCAGGCCGUGCAGUCUCUGAGCAGCUUGAUCAAUGAUACAUUCUCCACGGUUACGGCACCCGCAAGCUUGACCGGAUUGACGUCGCGGUUUUUGGACGGUAGCCUUCAUAUGUUCUUCGAGAACAUCAUACCAAUGUUUCCUAUCUUCCAUCGUCCGACUUUCGUCUUCCGGGAUUGCGCUCCGCCGCUGUUGUUGAACGCCAUUGCGCUGGGGGCUUUGUUUCUCGGCAGUCGCGAUGCGGUGGAAAAGGCCGACGUGCUGUGGCGCCUUGCGCAUACUGCGGUAGCAACAUCCUGGCAUACGAUGAUCACCAGGCGACGGCCGUCAGACUCUUGUACCGGGGUUGAGUUAGUGCAGACCGUCCUGCUCAGCCAGAUAUACGCCGCUCUUUCCAAGAAUCGGACGUUUCGGACAACGAGUCAAGUGUUCCACGGACUGGGCAUCCACUGGGCCAGUCACUGUGGGAUGUACGACGCCGCCACCGCUGCCCUUCCAAGCCUGACAGAUAGUCCAGCAGCUAAACACGAGUCCUGGUGCCGGUGGGUGGCGCAGGAGACCUUGAUACGGACCCUUCUUGGGUUGUAUAUCGUCGAUGGGGUGGUGUCGCAGUUCAGUGGCAAUCCGACUUUUGCUCGGCAUACAGCAAACCCGCUUUUGCUGCCCAGUUCUGAUGCAGCAUUCAAUGCUUCCAGCCCUGGUGACUGGGUGCAACUGAUGCAGCAAAAUGCGCCCGUAAAAACUCGCUUCUGCGAUGUUUAUCACGACCUCUUUCGAGAGCAGGGUAGCGUCAGUGAUUCAUCACCAUAUGACAUGUCGCUGUUCCAUCACAAAGUGAUCCUCGAGGGGAUACGUUGCCUUGUGUCAGAAAUGAACCGAACCAACCCUUCCCCAGUGGGAAUGCCGUUGAAGCAAGAACUGAUGACGGUCUUACGAAAGCUGCGCAGGAACAUCCUCAACGACCACCGUCUAGCCCCUACCGACCGAUUGACAGCCCUGCUGCAGUGGCAUUCAAUCUGCCUAGACACGGUAGUUAGCACGGCACGCGGUACAAGACGAAUGUGCCACCUGUUCGGUAUCCGUCAGAGUAUAUUUGGUGGGAGUCAACGAGAAGAGAGCCAGAUCAACCCCGGUCGCUGGGCACAGAGUGCCGCAGGACGAGCAACAUUGCUCCAUGCAAUCAACAUGCAGGCAAUCGCAGCGCAACUACCUCUUGGGAUGGCGUACGAUAUAAAUAUCCCGGGCGCAGUAUUUGCAGCUGCGACGACGUAUACUUCUUUUACCUUGGCGGGGGUGUCGAAAAUCGUGUACCCAGCCGUGGUAGACUGGGAUACGGCAUUGAUGGCGCUGCAGAUGGAUGCCGGCACAUCUUCAGCGAAUGGCAAUAGUACGCAGUACACGCUGGACUUUGUAGCGGGAACGUUCAAUCCGUCUGGGGUGCCGAGGGAUAAGUAUGUGGUUCGGGACUUGUCGUACGAUCUAACUGCCAUGCGCACCUUGCUCCGGGGGCUGUCCCUGCAGUGGGGAGUCGCAGUGGAGAUGGAAGAGGUCGUCAGUGCGUAUAUCGAGCGGUGCGAACUGUAG